This is a messenger RNA of Tetrapisispora phaffii CBS 4417, 468 nucleotides long. RefSeq names its product Caf20p (gene CAF20). Bases 1 to 468 code for a protein of 155 amino acids. The record is from RefSeq and is a predicted model, not a curated record. Gene Ontology annotation, biological process: negative regulation of translation; translational initiation. Lineage: Eukaryota; Fungi; Ascomycota; Saccharomycetes; Saccharomycetales; Saccharomycetaceae. The transcript has a single exon.
AUGGUGAAAUACACUGCUGAAGAAUUAUUACAUCUAAAACCAGAAGAAACUUUACCAGUUGAUUUUGAUGCUGAAGAAUUCAGAGCCAUCAUUGAAAACAUUAAGCAAAUCCAAGCUUUGAAAGAAGAAGAAUACGCUGCUCAUGGUUUCACUAACCGUAGAAGAUCCUCCCAUCAUUACCACACAAGACCAAAGGUCAAGCAUAACAAACCAAAGGUUACCACCGAUGCUGAUGGUUGGUCCACUUUAGAAACCGCGAAGGGUGAAGAGGGAGAAGCAGGUGAAGAAAGCGACGAAGAAGACUCAGCACCAUUUGUUGCCACCAUCUCCACCGAAACAAUCAGAGUAAAGCCAAAUAACAAGAAUAUCUCAUCCUCUAGACCAGCAGACAAUCGUGAUAUUAUUUUAGACAAGCAAACCAAUACUUUCAAUGCAUUCGCUGCUUUGGAAAGUGAUGAAGACGAAUAA